AUCCACAGCUUUGCUAAGAGACCUGCUCUCUGGCCAGCAGCACUGCAGAAAAAACAGCACAUCUCUUCACUUCAGCCUCUGCAGGCGCUUCAAGCUAAAGUAGCUUCCGCUGACUCCUACAUUGCAUGACUUUAAUCUUGAAGAUGGGAAUGGCAGAUUAUAAACUGAUUUCUCUUCUGGCUCUAGCUUUGCUUCUGAGCGCAUGUGCUUCAGAAGGGAAAAGAGGAAGGCCGAAAGGUCAAGAAAAGACACCUGUCGAGGAGGAGAGUUUCGAUCAAGAUGAUUCACAGGAAAGCACACUACAAGAAGAAAUCAUUCCUGAUGAAGACCAUGAUAAAGAGUCCAUGGUGGAACCGCAAACUACAAGUCCUUCGCCUUCCACAGAAACUCUCAAUUCCUCUGUGCCUGAAGAUGGAAACAGCACUGAUGAGCUUGUUCCAACAAAAACGAGCAUCACCAAAAUCCACAACCCUCUGUUUCCCAUCACCGACAGCUCUUACAGCGCGUAUGGGAUCCUGUUUCUGGCGUUUGUGGUGUUUGCCUUCGGCGUUGUGGGUAAUCUUGCUGUAAUGUGCAUCGUUUGGCAGAAUUACUUCAUGAGGAGUGCUUGGAACUAUUUUCUGGCCAGUCUGGCUUUUUGGGAUUUUCUGGUGUUAUGCUUCUGUCUGCCGGUGGUGGUUUUCAAUGAACUCACCAAUAAGAGGCUGCUGGGGGAUUUCUCAUGCAGAGUUGUGCCUUAUAUCGAGGUAACAUCUCUCGGUGUGACCACCUUCAGUUUGUGUGCGCUGGGCAUUGAUCGCUUCCAUGCUGCCACCAGCUCCAUGCCAAAGGCGCGGCGGGUCGAACGCUGUCAGAAAGUCUUUGCCAAGCUGGCGGUGGUGUGGAUCGGCUCCAUGGUGCUGGCGGCUCCAGAACUGCUCCUGUGGCAGCUGCAUCAGGUCACAUCCCCUACCCUGGGUGACCAAGUGGACACCUGCAUCAUGAGCCCAUAUCCAGACCUCCCUGAAUCCAUCUAUUCCCUCAUUAUCAACUACCACGACGCUCGCAUGUGGUGGUACUUCGGCUGUUACUUCUGUCUACCUGUGGUCUUCACCCUGCUCUGUCAGCUGGCCACCUGUCACGUGUCUGGCGGGAGCGGAAGCUCUCCCAAGCGUCCAGAGGAGCGAUCCCCGUCCAAAAAACAAAAGCUUCAGCAUGCUCAGCAGGUAGAACGACAGCUCAACUGCACAGUCAUGGCUCUGGCAGUGGUUUACGGUGUCUGUACACUUCCAGAGAAUGUCUGCAACCUCACUCUGGCCUACGCUCCCAUUCAAGUAUCCGAGGAGGUGUCUUCACUCCUAGCCCUCAUAAACCAGUUUUUCCUGUUCUUUAAGUCAUCGGUGACACCGGUGCUGCUGCUUUGCCUGUGUAAGUCUCUGGGACAGGCCUUCAUGGACUGUUGCUGCUGCUGCUGUGAGGAAUGCCAGCCAAGCAACUCUUCAUCCACCCAAAAUGUCGCCGAAGGCAAGCUCAAGACCUCCAAUGAUGUGUCCUCCAUUUUUUUUGAUAAAGCCAAGGACACUUCGACUAUCUUGUCCAUCGGUAGUUGAGUAGGCGGAUCCGAUCCCCAAGUGAUGACAUGAAACCUAUAAAACAACCUCCUUUUUUUCCCCAUCAUCCACAAGUGGCCAUCUUUACAUUUUGCAAGACUGUAGAAGCAAGUUAGUGCUUCUAGGUUAGGUUUAGGUCAAUGGGUUCCAAACAUGUCUCUGAAGGGCAGCUGUCCUACACAGUUUAGUUCCUAUCCUCAUUAAGGUCUAUUAAGGAAGCUAAUCAACGUCUUUUGAAACUUCAAGUGAAGUGAGCCAAUGUUGGUUGGAGCUAAACUUGCAGAACAAUGACCUUACAGGAACAAGAUUGGACAACCCUGGUUUAUGUACCGUGUUUACACAAGACCCUGGACUAAAGAAAGUAUAGCCCAUUACAAUCAGUGAUUCCGUCUACACUGAGUGUGGAGAAGUUAAAUAAACCCCUGACAGUAAUCUCAAGACAGAAGAAGUUCUACUUCUGAUGUGCUUGCACUUCUUGUGAAAAGAAGGAGAAAGGGAUUGGGAGUGUCUGCAUUGUCAUAACCCUUGUAGACAGCGUUUAACUGAUGUGGCGCGACUCAACAAUGGUUGCAUCCAGUGUAGACAAGAAGUAAGAAUAUUUUCAAUUAGGAUCUAAAUUAAGGGUGUACAGUCCUGCUCUACAAGUUUACCUUUAACACAAAUUAAACAUGGCAUCUAAUCAAAGAGUAUAUUCCAUUUGAAGGAUUAACCCCUCUGAGUGACAGCUUCAAAGGAAUUAGGGUAUAGAGAUGAGCCCUUUUGAUUGGAACAUGCUUUUUACAUCAAACAACACCCUGUACAAAUGUUCAUGGCGGCGUGAGGUGGACAUUAGUUACACCCUUUAAAAUCCUUCAUUUCGAAGGGCCUUUGAAAGUGGCGAGUUUUUAGCACUUCAGAUUGAAAUGGCACUUCAAUAAUGCGUCUGUUAUUAUUUUCACUCUGAAGUGCUCUUCUGAGGGUGUUAUAUAUCCCAUUUGGAAUUCAAACUGGUAACACAAGUGUUGGAGUUGGUUUGAGUCUAAAUUUGCAGAACAGUGAACCUCCAGGAGCAGGAUUGAACAGUCCUUGUUCAAGUACAGUGAUUCUGUCUACACUGGAUGUGGUGGAUUAUGAAAAAUCUGGGAAUGAGACAUUAAAACAUGUUGGACAUGAAGGUGAAA
Molecule: messenger RNA, 2749 nt
Organism: Danio rerio (zebrafish)
Lineage: Eukaryota; Metazoa; Chordata; Actinopteri; Cypriniformes; Danionidae
Source: RefSeq, a predicted model, not a curated record